Molecule: messenger RNA, 706 nt
Organism: Emiliania huxleyi CCMP1516
Lineage: Eukaryota; Haptophyta; Isochrysidales; Noelaerhabdaceae
Exons: 3
Coding region: 192-593 (133 amino acids)
Source: RefSeq, a predicted model, not a curated record
AUGCGCAUCUGCACGUGGAGGCGCUCAUGCGCUUAUUUUUGCCGCACUUUCCGGGGUUUGCCAGCACAGCUCGCGUUACAAAACCUUGAUUUUGACCAUUGCGCGAAAAAGGUACAUCUCGGGGCGGUCGAGCCUGAAGCGGUGGCUGCUGAGCCGGACGUGGCCGCCGAGACGGACGCGGCGGAGGAGAAAUGCGACGAUGCGGUCGGCGCGGAGGUGUCCCCCGUGUCCCCGCUGGUCCAGAUCGUGUCGCCUCGCACCUCGAUCCUCAAGGCGAGCGGCUGGGUGCAAAACUCCGAGUCCUUCCUCUCCAACCAGACGUCCGAGGCGAGCUCCGAGUCCGAGGCGGAGUGCGCCCAGGCCGACUCGAGCGGAGCGACGACCGCCGCAGCAGCCUGAGUCCGGCGGCCUCACGCGUCAUCGCAUGGAUCGCGGCGAUCGAGCCACGCCCCCCGGCCAUCGACGAUGUUCAUUACAGACUCGCCUGUGCGCGGAGGACUGCCGCGCUGCUUGGCGCGGCCCCGGAAGGCUCUCAUGAUAGGGUCUCAGGGCCCACCCACCACGAGAGCGAGCCGCUUACACAUACCGAGUAGAGCCUUCUCGAGUGGGUCGCCGCUCUGCGCGCCGGCCCUCGGUAGCGAGGGGCUGCCUUCCAGAGCGUGUGGGGGGAGAGUCUCUUUUAUUUGCUCCAUCAUGGUUUGAGGCU